Emericellopsis cladophorae is the source of this 2121-nucleotide messenger RNA. Its product is annotated as saponin hydrolase precursor. Lineage: Eukaryota; Fungi; Ascomycota; Sordariomycetes; Hypocreales; Bionectriaceae. The record is from RefSeq and is a predicted model, not a curated record. The transcript has a single exon. Bases 1 to 2121 code for a protein of 706 amino acids.
AUGUAUACCAAGCAGCAUCUGCGCGACCUCAUCGAGUCGGUCGACUCUUAUAUCAACCAUGGCGGCGAGCAGCAAAGCCUACAUCAAAUGCGCAAGGGUGACCCAGAAAACGGUAUGAAUGCAGAGGACUCGUCCCGGUCCUUCUACUCGUUCGUCCCCACAGAGCAUCAACCCAUCGACAACCGCCAGCGACACAGUCGUCCUGGUGCGCCUGCCGCGCACUAUUGGGCGUACCUUUUUUCAGUCAUCAAGAUGCGUUUCGCCGCCCCUCUCGCAGCCGUCAUAUCUAUUCUCGGCGCCACACGAGGCAUCGCCGACUUGCCACCGCCCCCAGCACCCGAGUCGUUCAAUGUCGUCGAGCUGCCUCUCCCCCCUGUGGCGCCCACCUCUGGAGAGGGCGCCUGUACCCCAGACAUCAACCCUCACGGCACCGGAUGCAUUCAAGUAGCUCUGGACGGGUUCCAGGCCGGUGGCUUCACCCCGGAUGGCCACCACGUUGUCGUCAGCGUCGUCAUGGUCGGCGCCCCGGCUGCCCCUGAUCCGGCGAGCAUCUACACAGGCAAGCAGCUCAUCCUCGUCAAGGCAGACGGCACUACCUUUCCCAACGGAGACCCAUGGAAGUGCCUGAGCUGCGCUGUGGCCCCCGAAAACGCUGUAUCUCUGGACCCCCUGCGCAACUAUCCCCAGGCAUUCCGGAGCGGCGACAAGGUCCUGUGGGGCCGGAACAUUGUCGACUGUGACGGUGAGCCUCUGCAAAGCGAGGCCUGCGCAGCAGAGAAGACGCACAUCUACCCCAUCCACUGGAACAGCAAGCCUGACGGGACCGGGUCGGGGCCCCGGGAGCUCCGAAUCCAUCCCGACAACGAGCAUCUCGCGUGGAGCUCUUUCACCGAAAGGGGCGGUCAGUUCUGCUACCUUGGACAGCUGGCACUGAACCCAGAUCCCGAGGAUGGCGUCCCCAGGUAUGACCUAGCCAACGUGCAGUUGCUCGUGGACCCGAAUACAAACCCCCCGAUCGAGGCGGUCGGCUCUGAGCUGCGUCUGCACGACGAUGCCAUCAUGUUGGGUGAGCUUCGUGGCUUCAGCGGCACGGGUGAUGAGAUCACCUACGUUGGGCCCCCAGUCGAGUCCAACAACAUUGACCUGUUUGCCAUCCAUCUCAUCACAGGCAAGGUUCGCCGUCUCACGGCCCACCCAGACUACGCAGACCCCAUUGCCUUCUCGUGGGAUGAUGAGUGGUUUGUGGCCAUGGACACCAGGGUCUCCGAGCGUCAAAUGUUCAUGUCGGGCAUGCGACACGUGCCGCCCCUGAUCGAUCUAGUCACCGUGACUGUGGCUUCCUCCACCCGCAACAAUGGGCGACGCCGAUUCUUCCAGCCCGUCCUUGUAGACCGGCAUGGCGAUCGGGGCGACUACUAUGGCCAGCAGGUCAACGCUGAGGGCGAUGACACGGACGGCGCCGUCAACGACCCCAACUGGAACGGCAGGGCAGACCCAGGCUUCUCCCCCGACGGUACCAAGAUCGUGUUCUGGCAGGGUCUUGUGGUCUCCCCCUCUUGCGGUGGCGUGAACCCCCUGCCCUGCCCUGAGUCUACUGCCGACGGUGGCCGCGAGUACCGUCUCAUGCUCGCCACGCGCCUGGAUCACGAGCCAAAGGCUGUCCCUCCCGUGUUUGAGGUGCCCGAGUCUAUCCCCUGGGCCACUCCGUACUGCCCAGACGACUUCGAGGCGCCACCUCUCUACACGGUGGAGCCGGGGAGCUACACUCUCCACGGUCAGGCAUUCGGUGUGGCACACGUGCGCAUCAUUGCCGGCAACCAGACCGUCAACGGCCUACAGAGGGUGGUAGUCCACUAUGACGGUUACUCGGACGACGGCGAGCACGUUCUGGAUGGCACGGAGGAUGUGACAGUCACUGUUACGCCGCCCAACUUCUGGAACAACCGGGUCGAGUGGUAUUCUGAUCUGAGCCAGACAGGCGCUGUCAACGCCACGAAAAAGACGAGUCCAGGCGGGUUCUUCCUGGAGUUGGAUGCCAUGGUUAACAUCUUCAACGCCACAGGGAACCUGACGACCACGAUUGAUGGGGUCGUGUAUCAGCGGCCCCUGAAUGGUGCUUAG